Messenger RNA from Podospora pseudocomata, 998 nucleotides. RefSeq lists its product as uncharacterized. Bases 1 to 903 code for a protein of 300 amino acids. NCBI's taxonomy places the organism in Eukaryota, Fungi, Ascomycota, Sordariomycetes, Sordariales, Podosporaceae. Gene Ontology annotation, cellular component: cytoplasm. The record is from RefSeq and is a predicted model, not a curated record. The transcript has 2 exons. Gene Ontology annotation, molecular function: oxidoreductase activity, acting on the CH-OH group of donors, NAD or NADP as acceptor.
AUGGACCCCAUCUCCACCACCGUCAACCUCUCCACCCUCCGCGGUAAAUCAGUUCUCAUCACCGGCGGCGCCUCCGGCCUCGGCCUUGCCACCGCCCUCGCCUGGGCAUCCGCCGGAGCCCACGUCACAAUCGCCGACAUCCAAACCCCCCUUGACUCCCUACCUAACAACAUCAAGUACGUUCAGUGCGACGUCACAAACUGGGACUCGCAAGUGCAAGCCUUCAAAACAGCAAUAACCUCCUCCCCUACCCAAGCGCUCGACAUCGUCGCCACCUUCGCCGGCACAGCCUUCAUGCCAGGCAACCAAGUCGACCACGUCCUCGCCGCCGGCCAGCCCAGCCUCGACGCCGACCCUGCAAAGCCAAACAUUAGGAAUAUAGAGGUGAAUCUGAUUGGAGUCUAUUACAGCUCCUGGCUGGCGCUGUAUUACCUCCGAUUGUUGCCCUCUACUGGUAGUUCGGAAGGUGCAAAGCCGGACAAGUCACUUAUCCUGGUCGCCUCAAUCGGUGCGUACAUGGACAGUCCCAAGGCAUCGACCUACCCCGCCAGCAAAUUCGGCGUCCGGGGUUUGUUCAGGAGCACGCGCGCUCGGACGCUGGAUAUCGGCGUCAGGUGCAAUUUGCUGGCGCCGUGGUUUGUGGACACGCCGCUUGUUGCGCCGAUUAAGAAUGCGAUGGCGGCUAGGGGGGUUGAUAUGGCGAGGGUGUUGGAUUUUGUGAGCGUGGAGGCUUGUGUGGAGGCUGCGAGUUAUUGUGCGGUUGAUGGCGGUGUGCAUGGACGGGCACUGGCUAUUCAGCCUGAGGGGACGUUUGAUCUCAGGGAUGACUAUGAGGAUGGGUGGGCGGGGGAUCAACUGAGGCCGAUUAUGAAGAGGAGGAGGCAGGCUGGGUUUGAUGCGUGACUUUAGCCAGCUGGGCUGACACUGACGUGAGAGUUUUGAAUAUCAUCGAUGUGCCUUAUCUCUUCUACACAUAUGAUUGGUUUUAACUCCGGUAG